Zingiber officinale is the source of this 2592-nucleotide messenger RNA. RefSeq lists its product as uncharacterized. The record is from RefSeq and is a predicted model, not a curated record. The transcript is spliced from 2 exons. NCBI's taxonomy places the organism in Eukaryota, Viridiplantae, Streptophyta, Magnoliopsida, Zingiberales, Zingiberaceae. Bases 649 to 1140 code for a protein of 163 amino acids.
GCCGCGAUGGGGAAGGAUUGCCCGGUCGCGACCGCUGGCUUCUGCCGUCUCCGCCUUUCUCUCCGGUCACCUUUUGAUUUCCUCGCGCAACCGCCGAUGGCCUGAAACCCGCCGGAUACGAUCGUCUUUUCGGCUGUGAUCUUCUUUGGGAUUGAGAUUUUGGAUUUGCUUACUGGAUCUUCGUCUUUUUUUUUUUUUGGAUUUCUUGUCCGCGACGCUUCUUUUGCGGGUUCGAGGAGUUGAGCGCGGAAAGGGCUUCAUUUUCCAACAAUUCCACAAGGGAUUUCUUUAUUGGACUGUUCGGUACAUCGUGGAUUCAUAGGUAUGGUUGUUCUAACUAAUAUUUUCUUUUGAUGAUGCAUAUACUAAUAAAUAUAUUAAUUUGUGAUGAUUUUAGAGGGAUGCCAAAUGAGAAUCUGAUUCUUUUUGUUACCUUUUCGUUUACCAAUCAUUUGACUGUGUUAAGGCAAGAACGAGUUUGAUCUGUUCAGGAAAAGCGGCUGCCUUGGCUAGUGGGUUCGAUGUUUUUUAAUUGUUUCGGCAGAUUUGCACAGGGAUAUUAUCUUCUCGUUCACUUUUCGGUAUCGAGAUUGGAGCAAGUUUAGUGACCUGAUUCAAACAAAUCAGGGUUCCUUUUCCUAGCACAGAAUGGCUGUGGCUUUUACACGUUUCUCUUUCUGGAUUUGGGGUGGGAAAGAUCAGGAAUCCCCCAAUUCACCACUGAACUCUUCUGAUUUGCUUUCGGGAUUCAAGGAACUUGAUUGCUUGAGGUUUCCACCAGUCAAUGGACCUGCAAGGUCAAACUCGAGAAGGAUCAAGAAAAAGUGGCAAAGCCGUGAAGAACGGCGGAUUGAUAAGGAGUAUGAUAUUGUUCUUGUGCCAUCAGAUGGUGGAUGCAUAUCAGGGUCAGAGUCUGAUGAUUCUGAUUGGUCAAUUGGGUGGUUGGAGCCGCAUGGCCCUGAGUUUGAGAACGAUACCCAAACUGAAAACAGCUUUGCGGUCUUGGUACAAUGCUACGGGCGCGGUCAGUCUGAGCAGGCAAAGAACUCCAGAUCCCGUUUCCUGGGAGCAAGCCAUCAUAUUGAGGAUGAUAUAUCUGAUGGCAACAAGCAUAUGGAAGAAUGGCUUUCUUCUCUUUGAUGGCACCUGACUUUGUAAAUAUUGUCUAGGCUUGUGAGGUCAGAAUAAGGAUCAUAAACUCAGAAAAAAUGGGGGAAAAAACAAAAACAAUAAAAUUUCAGUGUGAAAGAAGUAGAAUCCUGAAGCAAUGGGUUCCCUUGGCGCAUAAAUUUCCUACUGAAGCACAUUUACUUGAUGAUGAUGUUUUGGAAGGAAAUUGUUUCUCACCCCAAGUAGGCGAUCAGAAGUUAAUUCCACCAAAAACAGCUUCAACCUUUUGAAGGUAGAAAUCAUUUUGUAUUGUGAUAGUUGAAGCUAGGAAUUGUUCGACCACACAAAGCUUUGCAACCUUGUGAAGGUUGAGAUUAUUUUGCAAGGGGGUUGGUGAAGCUAGGAAUUGUUUCAUUCUUUUAUCCCCUUACUCCCUUUAAGAUUGGAUUUCUUAUUGCUAUAAGGUUUAUUUUAUUAUUGAAUUUGUUUGGUUUUUUACUUGAACUUUUUUUCUGCAUAAUUCCUAGCAAUUUUUUUCUUUUGAAAACAUGGAUCUGUUGUACAAUUAUGUGGAUUGAGAAGCACAUACAGUUAUAUGUCAAUUGGAAGAUUAAAUGUGAAAGUACCACUUGUGGUUCUGCAUCAAUUGAGCUCAUUAUUGAGAAAUUCUGUUCAAAAUAGGAUUUUUGUAUAUCCUUUCAAUUAAGAUAAAUGAGCCCAGAAUUUUUGUAAAUUCUUUUUCUUAUGCCUUCUGAUUUCAUUUCUUAGUAUUAGGCACAUAUUUAUUCAUUUUCCUUUGAUCUUCUAAGAAAGAGGUAAGAGUUGAACAAAAAUAAAAUUCUUAUUCUUAUAUAUUGUUUGCAAGUGAAGAAGUUUGGAAGUUUGUGCCAUUUCUUUGUCUAUUGAACAUCAAACCUAGUCUUUACUAUGGACUUUUAAGUCAUCUCAUUCAUGUACAAAGAAAUGUACAAUUCGAAGAAUAGAAUUUAUCCACUUUUAUUUACUGCCAAAAGCUUCGAACCUCGGAGGCCACCGAGUUCCACCCAAACACGUAUUUACAAGUAAGAUAUGAAAAUACUUCAAAUACUUAAAAUGAUAUCUAAUAAGAAUAAUAACAUAAAAUUUAAACAUUAUCUAUGAUUCAAAUUCUGAUGGAUCAUUUUCUACCUUGGAAUAUUUUUCAUUCCUAAACGAGACUUUCAUUACAAUUUAAUAACAACUUUAUUUACCCAACUUAAAUAGGCAUUGAGUAAAUAAAAUAUACCUUGUAGCUUCCUUUAAUCUAUGAAACAACGAAGGUAUUUCGUUCUCAGGCUAAUUGGACAUAGAAAAAUGAAUCGUAGUUAAUCCAAAGUAACUAUUUUUUUUAAGAUCAAUAAACAAUGAUUUACCCAUUCUUACCCCACCCCAAGAUGGAAAACCUAAUGUUUUGUGAUUUGGGCAAAACCCAAGGUGAGUAUUAUCAUUCUUUCUCUUUGUGUU